UCCCACUAACUCUCUUGGAGUGGGGAAGAGAAAAUAAUUGCAAAGCAGCGUCUUCUUUGUCUGUCCGCAUAACUCGGUCUUUGAUGCCGCUCGAACAUUUCGAGCUCAGAUCUUGCCUUUCAAGAGAUCCAACGGCUGUGAGGCGUAAGCACCUAAACUUCUUCAAAGAGGGAUCGCUCUAUUUUUCUCUCUAGAAGCAGUUCUCUGUAUUUGCUACAGAGUCCAAACGGAAAUGCUUGGGAGAAGGAUAUCAAUGGAGCUUGCUGGAUCUUUAAGUGUCAAUGGCCAGGAUGCUGAUGUUCUGCAAUUCUUGGAUUCCAUGGAUGAUUUUCUUUUUCUACAAGAUUCCCUAUCUCUCACUUUACGCCAGGGAUGGCUGGAUCUAGCCAUUGCUAGGCAUUCUAUGGGUUCUGCAAGAGUGACAGCGAUGGUUCUCGAUCUCAAUCCACACCCAGCUGCCAUAAAAUUGGUGGUGAACCAAUCAAAUGAUGAAUUAGAUGACGAAAUGGUUCAACAACCUCACUUUAUGCUUCCCAAAGAGGCCUCUCUUAAUCAGGGAAUAGAAGAUAGCAAAGAGAUGCCAGAGAAAUCUGACUAUUUCCAAGAAGGAAAGAAGAGUGAAGAUUCAUCAGAUAGCGAAGCCAAUUCCACAGAAGAUGCUCAACUUCGAAAGCAUAGGUCCAAAUCACUCUCCAUUUUCUCUCCAAGGCUCCAAGCUGCUCAAGUUUCAUUUGAGAGAGGUAAAAAGAGAGAGCUUUUAGAUGCAUAA
Molecule: messenger RNA, 769 nt
Organism: Amborella trichopoda
Lineage: Eukaryota; Viridiplantae; Streptophyta; Magnoliopsida; Amborellales; Amborellaceae
Source: RefSeq, a predicted model, not a curated record